AUGCUCUCAACGCCUUUCUCCGUAUAUUCAUCUUCCUCCCACCCUGACUUUCACUCUCCCUUUCUUCUCUCUACAAACCCUAAGUUGCCGCCACCACCACCACCACCACCAUCGAUCACCUCAUCCGCCACCACCAUCACGGCUUACCGCAGUCGCCCACCUCACUACCGCUGUCAAUAUGCUUCAUGGAAAUUUACCAAUUCUUUCGUCGAACUUGUUCUUUUGGGAAUCGUGUUGAAGAUCUUCCUCAUCGUUCUACCUUCGACAAUCAUGGUGAUUUCUAUCCAGAGAGGGUCGACCCUCUGUCUCGAUUAUUUGUCUCUUGUACUUAAGCACAUGACUGAUCCAUUAAAGACAUUGCCAAAGGGUGAAGGUUUUGAAAAGGUUGUGGAGUUUAUGGAUGCAUACUCUAUUAGUCAGGAGGAUUUUGAGUCACUGAUGCUCAUGUCCAAGUUUCAGGGGAUGCCUAAUUUACCUGAGGGUGUGCAGCCUACUGUGAAAUUUGCACUUACAAUGGCGUAUAAUAAAGGAAGCAAGACACGAGUGAUACGAACAACAUAUUUGAUCACACUUCCAGGCAUUAAAUCUUUUUUACAGGAUGACCUAUGAAUUGUAAAAAUGGAAUAUCUACAUAUGAUUUAUGAUAAUAUUAAUAAAUAAUCUCACUGCAGUUAUUUUAUCAUUAAUUUUCAUGUAUGUAUUUGUUGUUAUUUAAAAAAU
This is a messenger RNA of Lactuca virosa, 720 nucleotides long. NCBI's taxonomy places the organism in Eukaryota, Viridiplantae, Streptophyta, Magnoliopsida, Asterales, Asteraceae. The record is from the annotation of a GenBank genome assembly.